Folsomia candida is the source of this 3956-nucleotide messenger RNA. RefSeq names its product leucine-rich repeats and immunoglobulin-like domains protein 3 (gene lbk). Gene Ontology annotation, molecular function: protein binding. NCBI's taxonomy places the organism in Eukaryota, Metazoa, Arthropoda, Collembola, Entomobryomorpha, Isotomidae. Bases 300 to 3533 code for a protein of 1077 amino acids. The transcript is spliced from 17 exons. The record is from RefSeq and is a predicted model, not a curated record.
UUCUUCUUCAGCAGCAGGUUCCUUCACUUCCACAACAGCCUAUAUGCCCAAGGUUGCUUAGUUUGCUAGCCCGUUUGGAAAAAUGGUUGUUAUUAUUUUUGCUCAGAAAUAAGUGUAAUUUUUUAGUUGUAAAAAGUAUUGUGAUCCGUGACAUCAAGUUUUUCGAGAGGAGAAAGUAAAAAGAAAGCGCUUAAGAUAUAGUACGUGUGCGUAUAUGGAGGAUUAGCCAAGUUGGGCCAAUUAGACGAGAAGGUGAUCAUGGGGAUGCGUGAUUUUGGUUAAAAUGGACAAGUGACGAGAUGCAGACUUUCUCCGUGGUCAUCGUCGCGUUGCUAUCGUGGCUGGUCGGGGCCGAUGUGGACCUCUGUCACCCACGAUGCGACUGUCUCGACACGACCUUUUACUGCAGGCGACGAAGCCUUCAGCACUUUCCCCACGAUUUUCCGAACUGGAUGCAGAAUUUAAAUAUAAGUGACAAUAGUAUUGGGAACAUUGAUGGAGAGGAUCUCGUCAAAUUGACUGGGCUUCAAAUACUUGCUGCUGAUGGAAAUAAUUUGACCGAUAUUCCUCGUCCUCCUUGGAACAUGGAACAAUUAAGGGAACUUAGUUUGUCAAGAAAUGCAUUGUCAACUUUAGACCGAGGUGCUCUUGCCCGUUUCACAGCUCUACAGGAAUUAGACGUAAGUCGAAACCAGAUAAGUGUCCUGUCAAACUCGUCAUCAUUCCCAACGUCGGAUUCUGUCCUUCGAACGCUAAACUUGGGACACAAUCAGAUAGAAAACCUUGACGAUGGGUGCUUUCAUGACUUUGUGAAUUUGAUUGAACUAAUUCUAACCCGAAACCGAAUACGAUCUCUCCCAAAAGACUUGUUUUCAAAAAAUAUUAAACUCGAAAAGCUAGACCUUAGUCGAAACAAAUUGGAAGUGUUGGAUUCCCUCAGAUUUCAAGAACUUAAUAGUUUGCAAGUUUUAAACCUGAGGCGAAACGGGAUACGAAAUUUAUCCGAUGCUGCUUUUUACGGCUUGGACAGACUUCAGCAUUUAUAUUUGGAUGGAAAUCGAAUUCAAGUAGUCGAGCGACGCUGGUUAUACGGCCUGAGAUCAUUGCGAACGAUGAACCUUAGUGUAAAUAAUAUAGAAAAAAUUGAGGACAAUUCCUGGGACGGGAUGGAGGAACUUCACUGGCUGGAUUUAAGCUUUAAUAAAUUAUCCUCGUUGAAAAAAGUCAGUCUUGUCGGCCUACAUGGACUUCGGCUCCUUGAUUUAAGUAAUAACAAGUUGUCAACGCUUGGAAUGGAGACUUUUCUUUCGUUGCGGAAUCUCGAAAAUUUAGACUUGAGCGAAAAUGAGCUGUCUUGGCCAAUCGAGGACACACCAGCUCCUUUCAAAGGACUAGUCGACUGCAAAAGUCUCAAUCUUGCUGGAAAUCGUCUCCAGACCCUUCACUCCGAAGCACUCAAAGGUCUCGUCUCUCUCGAAGUGUUGAACAUUAGUUCCAACCCGAUCAAAUGGCUUCAACCAGACACAUUUGUAAAGUUCCCUUCCCUCAACAUCUAUAUCCACAAUGUGACCACUUUCAUUUGUGACUGUCACGCCACAUGGUUGCAUUCGCGUCUCCGAAAGUUUCAGCAGCUAGCUCCCAAGUCGACUUGGAACACGCAUAAUAAACAUGGUCGAAACAGACACCGGGACACGGACCAAUUAUCAAAUAUUUUAAACAAUAAGCAGAGUGAAACCAAAAAUUCGCCGCAAUGCAAUUAUCCGCUUGCGACAGGGGACAAUAAAUUUUUGACGGAUUUGCUUUUGCAGAAUCUCACAUGCUCGGAAAAAUCCACCCGACCCAAAGUCAUUCGUCAGCCGGUGACUCAAACAUUCCUGAAGGAGGGCAACGGUUCUUUGCUGUGUCUCUCAGAAUCACAUUCCACUGCACCGACAACCAUCCAUUGGCUGAAAGAUCAUCAGAAGAUUCCUGUUAACUUGGCUACAGCCAUGAAGAACUUUGACCGGGUCGAGUCCAACGGGUUUCAGUUGAUCAAUUCCUCACUCGAUUUCUUCAACGUGAGUUGGUCAGACGCUGGACGUUAUCAAUGUGUAGCAGAAAACAUGUUUGGUGUUACAUACUCGACAAAGGCAAACAUCACUGUGCAUAUUUUCCCAACUUUCGUAAAACGACCCUCCAACGUCACUGUUCGAUUAGCAAGCAACGCCAAGUUAGAAUGUGCCGCGAAAGGUUUUCCUAUUCCUGAAAUCGCCUUUCAGAAAGACGGGGGUGAAAAUUUCCCUGCGGCGUUGGAUCGUCGAUUCCACGUCAUGCCGAGCGACGACUCCUUCAUGAUUUUAGACGUCCAACUGAUCGACAUGGGAAGCUAUUGUUGUUCUGCAAAAAACUCUGCCGGAGAAAUCAAGGAAUGUGCCAGUGUCACUGUAUACGAAACACCUAGCUUUAGCAUUAGCAUGAAAAACGAGCGUGUCGUGCAAGGGAGCAGCACAGUUCUAGAGUGCAUUGCGAAUGGGUCACCUCGACCGCAGAUUGUCUGGAGCAAAGACAACGUCAUAAUUCACAUUGGGGAUGACAACUCUCGGAUUAGAUUGAAGGAAGAUGGUUCCCUCCUGGUCAUAAAGGACGUUCGGCUGUCUGACGGGGGUCGGUACGAGUGCAUCCUGAGUAACGCGGUGGGAACGGCGAGGGACUUUUUGAUCAUGACCGUAAUUCCGACCGGCGGUUCGGAGAUGGUGCACUGGAGUUCGCCCGUGAUGAUCAUUGCUCUAGCAAUUGUUGCAAUUUGCUGCGUAAUUACGGCAAUUUUUGUUGGAUUUGUAGUCAUUUUCCGCGACAAAAGGGAACGAGUUUCAACAAGGGCGCCAGAAAUUACCAUCAGUAACAGCAAUAAUACCAAUGCUCUUUUUGAUGACGUCAACGAUAAUCGUGGGGGAAUGGAGCAUCCCUUUAUGCAACAAUUGUCCCGCAUCACUUUCCCAGAUUCGAGUAAUCAUUCUUACAGUGGGAAGGAUAGUGGGACUGGUGACGACAUUCCAUUGGAGGCAGAAUCCAUCGGACAUUACCCAGAGCAAGAGUCAUUAAUGGGACAAUCCAUCCGAGGCGAAUAUUUUUCCACAUUUUACGGCCAUCAGAAGCAUCACUAUCCCAGCAAUAGCAACGGAUCGUUGGGAGGAGGAAGUGGGGUCAGUUCGCGGGGGCGUGGUUCUCUAUCAUUGCUGCGAAAAGUGGCAAUUCCAGUUCCACCUGUACUCAUUUCAUGCGAUGAAAUCCCACCCCUUCAAUCAGCUAUAAAUGUCCUCUCUGAACCUGAAAACAACCGCACGUGUGUCAGCGUUUGUAGUAGCAACGAUGCUCAAAGGCAAUCUGAUGAGGAUAACUCAUCUUUAACCACCAGCCUAAACUCACGCACGGAGGACUCGGCACUUCCUCUCACUCAGAACAAAGAAAUUCUCGACGAGGACAAGUUUGACGUUGUCAAAUCCGUCGAAUUUGUAGAACCUCAAAUAAUCAAAUCUGUGACGACAGCCGUUUAGAAUCUCGCCACGACUACUCUACUCGUCCGAAUCAGUAUUAACUGUGAUAGUUGAAUAUACUUAUUAUCAAAUCCAACCCAGUGACAUAACGCCAACAUUAUCAAUCAUUAUACAUUAUUUAAUACAAUCAGUUUUAGCCAUAUGUAGAAAAGUUUAGCUUUAGUGGAAACGAAGGAUUUCAAGUAUUAAAAAUAAUCACUGCCCUGUGUGAUCUCCGUUUCGUGAGACUGAAAAAAUAUAUAGUUGUGACCAUCUACAUUUACAUUCUUAUCUAAUUGUGACUUUGUUUGUAUAUUAUUUUGUACAUAAAUUCUUAGAAAAAUGCUGAAACGAAAGUAUGAAAUAGAUAUCUUAGUACAAACAAUAUGUGUAGUAUUUUCUAAACCGUGGCCAAAUAAAGGAACUGAACUAGUAGAUAUAAAA